UCUGGCUGAGCAGAACAUAUUUCUCAGCUUCGCUUGUUCCCAUCGGCGUAUUAUUGUCGGAGCACCUCACUUUCGUUCGAUCUGUCAAAAAGCUGAGACUGGUAUCAGAUUUCCUGAACCUCAUCUCUGCAAUGGAGUUUGCAGAGCUGAUAAAAACUCCACGGGUGGACGGGGUGGUCCUUCACCGCCCCUUCCUGCCCACAGUGGAGGGGACCUUGUGUCUGACAGGGCACCACAUUAUCCUGUCCUCCAGACAGGACAACACAGAGGAGCUGUGGCUACUGCACUCCAACAUCGACUCCAUUGAGAAAAGGUUUGUAGGCUCUCUGGGCACCAUAAUAGUGAAGUGCAAAGACCUGAGGGUGAUCCAGCUGGAUGUCCCUGGGAUGGAGGAGUGCCUCAACAUUGCCAGCUCCAUUGAGGCUCUGUCUACAUUGGACUCUGUUUCCCUGAUGUACCCAUUCUUCUACCGGCCCAUGUUUGAGGUCGUAGAGGAUGGCUGGAAGUCCUUCCUGCCAGAGGAUGCUUUUAAAGACCUGGAGUCCAUGACAGAUGAGUGGAGACUGAGUGAGGUCAACAAGGACUUCAGGACGUGCCCCUCCUACCCUCCUCUGGUCGCCGUGCCCAAAGACAUAGAUGACGACACCCUGAGGAAGGUGGCCACCUUCCGCCAUGGAGGACGCUUCCCUGUCCUCAGCUACUAUCACAAGAAGAAUGGCAUGGUUAUGAUGAGAUCGGGCCAGCCCCUGACGGGCACCAACGGGCGUCGCUGCAAGGAGGACGAGAAGCUCAUCAAUGCCACGCUGAGGGCGGGCAAGCGUGGCUACAUCAUCGACACUCGCACCAUCAAUGUGGCGCAGCAGGCCAAGGCGCGUGGGGGCGGGUUUGAGUCAGAGGCCAACUACCCCCAAUGGCGGAGGAUCCACAAGGCCAUAGAGAGGUCCAGCGUCCUGCAAGAGAGCCUGAUCAAGCUGGUGGAGGCCUGCAACGACCAGUCCCACAGCAUGGACCGCUGGCUCAGUAAGCUGGAGGCCUCCAACUGGCAGAGCCAUGUCAAGGAGAUCCUCACCACCGCGUGCCUGGCCGCUCAGUGCAUUGACAGGGAGGGGGCAUCGGUGCUUGUCCACGGUACAGAGGGGACAGACACCACCCUGCAGGUGUCCUCUCUGGCCCAGAUCAUCCUGGACCCGGCCUGCAGGACCAUCCGGGGCUUCCAGGCUCUGGUGGAGAGGGAGUGGCUGCAGGCCGGUCACCCUUUCCAGCAGCGCUGUGCCCAGUCAGCUUACUCUAACAACAAGCCCCGCUGGGAGGCCCCUGUCUUCCUGCUCUUCCUGGACUGUGUGGGCCAGAUCCUCAACCAGUUCCCGUGCUCGUUCCAGUUCAAUCAGAACUUCCUGGUUCUGCUUUUCGAACACGCCUACGCCUCCCAGUUUGGCACCUUCCUGGGCCACAGCGCCGCCGAGAGGGCUAAGCUGGGCCUGCCUGAAAAGACAGUGUCUCUGUGGUCGUGGGUGAACUGUCCCCAGGAGCUGGAGCGUCUGUCCAACCCCCUGUACGAGCCCAACAGCCUGGUCAUCUGGCCCUCAGUGGCCCCCCAGAGCCUGCAGCUGUGGGAGGGGGUGUUCCUGCGCUGGAACCGUUCGUCCAAGUGCCUGGAUGAAGCCUACGAUGAGAUGGUGCACAUCAUCGAGUACAACAAGGAGCUGCAGAGCAGAGUCAACAGCCUGCGCAGACAGCUGGCCCAGCUGGAGACGGAGGACCCUCUACUGCAGACACCCUAGAGAGGAG
Molecule: messenger RNA, 1788 nt
Organism: Osmerus eperlanus (European smelt)
Lineage: Eukaryota; Metazoa; Chordata; Actinopteri; Osmeriformes; Osmeridae
Gene: mtmr9
Product: myotubularin related protein 9
Exons: 11
Coding region: 132-1781 (549 amino acids)
Biological process (GO): phosphatidylinositol dephosphorylation; negative regulation of autophagy
Cellular component (GO): membrane; cytoplasm
Molecular function (GO): phosphatidylinositol-3-phosphate phosphatase activity
Source: RefSeq, a predicted model, not a curated record